Lachancea nothofagi CBS 11611 is the source of this 330-nucleotide messenger RNA. The record is from the annotation of a GenBank genome assembly. NCBI's taxonomy places the organism in Eukaryota, Fungi, Ascomycota, Saccharomycetes, Saccharomycetales, Saccharomycetaceae.
AUGAAGAUUCCAUUUAGAUACACAAGAUCCCAAUUAGAAGUAUUCAGGUUUGCUUUCUGUCUUCUCUCACCUGUAGCGGUGAUGUACUGGAUUGGUAUUGAUACAGACAAGAAAUUGAAUGUACCAGGGUUCUGGCCCGAUCCCGAAACUCUAAAUAAGAUCCCAAAGGAACCUUACGAGAUCAAGGCGGAAUUAGCAAGAAUGAAGAAAGAACGACUCGAGAAGAGAAUUAGACUGGAGAAGAAGAUUGCUGAGGAGUAUGGAAUAGAUAUAGAAGCUGAAAAAGCACGCAUUAGAGAGCAGGUGAAAAAUGAACGAUUGCAGAAGUGA